Molecule: messenger RNA, 3999 nt
Organism: Esox lucius (northern pike)
Lineage: Eukaryota; Metazoa; Chordata; Actinopteri; Esociformes; Esocidae
Gene: nckap1l
Product: NCK associated protein 1 like
Exons: 31
Coding region: 105-3485 (1126 amino acids)
Biological process (GO): neuron projection morphogenesis; cortical actin cytoskeleton organization; cell projection assembly
Cellular component (GO): SCAR complex
Source: RefSeq, a predicted model, not a curated record
GUGACAGCUGGGUGCACUUGUCGUCGAGGCUGUCUAUCACCAGCCAUUUCCGCACACAGAGGACGCCCAAGGCACCAGCAGCCGGGGAACAGGAGCAGGGCAUCAUGACCAUGGCCUACCAGCAGAAGCUGGCUGAGAAACUGACCAUCCUCAAUGACAGGGGCGUAGGUGUGCUACUCCGCAUGAACUACAUCAAGAAGACAUGUUCGGAUUCUAAACUUCGACCCCAAUUCCUUAUGGAAAAGACUAUGGAAGCUUCGGUCAAGUACAUCAACAAGAAAUUUCCCAACAUUGACUUCAGAGGCAACAGUCAGCAGCAUCUGACCAGCAUCCAGAGACAGAAGUCGGAGGUGAUGAUGGCCAUGGCUAGUUACUACGAUUCCUUUUUAGAUGUUAUGGAGUUCAGGGAUCAUGUUUAUGAACUGCUGAACACCAUAGACGCCUGUCAGUGCUUCUUCAAUAUUGCGGUGAACUUUGACUUCACCAAGAACUACCUGGAGCUGAUAGUCACCUACACGUCCGUCAUCAUAAUGUUGUCCCGCAUCGAUGACAAGAAGGUCCUCGUGGGCAUGUACAACUGUGCCCACGAGAUGUCCAACGGCAGCAGUGACCCCGCCUAUCCUCGCCUGGCUCAGAUGUUGAUGGAGUAUGAACAGCCCAUGAAGAAACUCACUGAGGAGUUUGGCCCACACACCAAGGCCGUGACAGAGGCCCUCCUGUCGCUCCAGAUGUUGUACCCCAGGAGGAACCUCCCCGCAGAACAAUGGCGCAGUGCUCAGCUCCUUAGUCUCCUCAGCGCACCGGCGGCCAUGUUGGAUCCUACACCCUGUGACACUACGGCCUGUGAGUACCUGUCUGUAGAGGUCAUGGAGCGCUGGAUCCUCUUUGGCUUCCUGCUCUGUCACAGCAGCCUGAACAGCAACCAGUCAUCCCAGGAGCUGUGGAAGAUGGCUCUCCGCAGCGGCUUGUACCUCACCGUCGUCAGGGACGAGACAAUCAACAUCCACAAGGUCACCGAGGACUACUUCGACAGCCUGAAAGGGUACAGUAAGCGUGUUGCUGACAUCAAAGAAUGCAGGGAGCACGCAAUAGCCAACUGCGGAGUGAUGCACAGAGAGAGGAGAAGCUUUCUAAGACAUGCCCUGAAGGAACUGGUCAAAAUACUGGAGGAUGAACCUGGAUUGCUGGGACCCAAGGCGCUGUUUGUCUUCAUGGCUCUGUCGUUUUCCCGUGACGAGGUUCUAUGGCUUGUCAGACAUUCUGAGAAUAUCCCCAAGACCAAGACGCCUGAAGACUACGUAGACUCGCAGAUGGCUGAACUCCUGUUCUACAUGGAGAGGCUGCGUACACUGAUGACUAAGUACGACCGGGUGGUACAACGCUACCACAUCCUAUACCUGGCUAAGUUCGACACCCUGCUCCUCAACGAUACUAUACAGAAUAUGUAUGUCUGUCCAGAAGAAGAGUCAAUCCUGAUGACUUCUUUUGUCUCCACCCUGUCCGAACUUACUGUCAAUCAAGUGAAGAAUGGGGAGGAGUUUGAUCUGAGGGCCAUUAGACUGGACUGGUUAAGAUUACAGGCCUAUACCAGUGUGUCAAAAGCCCCUCUCAUGCUGAAAGACUACCCGGACCUGGCUAAGAUUAUGAACAUGACCCAGUUCCACACAAAGAUGGUGGACAAUAUUCAGGAGAUGCUUCACGAAACCUCAGAUCUGUCUAUACUUUGCUUCUACCCACGUGUGUUUGAGAAGAUGUUCAGCCUGAGCAGUGAGGAGGUUUCAAUGCAGCGGUACCUCAUGUCCUUCCCUCUGGCCUGCUCCCGCUUCAGUCAGUGUGCACACCCACUCUGUCCAGAAGAGACGGAGUCAGUUGAGAAGAGAUGUCUGCGUCUGUGUGUGACCUUCCUGGAGGAGAUCGCCAGACAGACCAGCUCAAUCAUCCUGGACAUCUGUGCCGAACAGUCCAACCUUAAUGAUCAGCUGUUGCCUAAACAUUGUGGCCAAACAAUCAGUGCUGCCCGGAAUAAAAAGCAGAAGAAGCAGACUCCAAAGAAAGAAGUGCAGAAAGCGAAGCCUGGAACAGAGAGCCAGAGGAAGGACAGGGCAAUCGUCACCAAUAUGGACAAGAUGCAUCUGACUCUGACCGAGCUGUGCUCCUGUUUCAGUCAGACCAGUGAGUUUAUAGUGUUCAACCACAUCGUCACGCCGACAGAGUUCCUCAUAUCACAGCUGGAGGUUCGCCUCACCAAGGUCAUUGUGAAAAUGGUUCAUUACAAUCAGACCACCCAGGAGAUCAGCCGUCCGUCGGACCUGCUGGCUGGGGUCCGGGCCUACACAGCCAGUCUACACACCCUGUCACGCUACCUCAGCCUGGACGUCACCCGGCUGGUGAAGAACGUCCUGCUGCAGCAGACACAGCCGCUCGACUCAUACGGUGGACAGACCAUCACCACGCUGUACACAAACUGGUACCUGGAGAGCCUUCUUCGUCAGGCCAGCAGUGCCCUGAUCAUCCACUGCCCCACAAUGCACUGCUUUGUGAACCAGACCAGCGAGAAUGAACAGAGCUUCAAAGCAGAGGAAUAUUCUGACAUCGUAGAGAUGCAGGCCCUGGCGGAACUGAUUGGUCCAUACGGUCUCAAAUUCCUCAGCGAGAACCUGAUGUGGCACAUCACUUCACAGGUCGGAGAACUCAAGAAACUGGUAAUAGAAAACAUGGAUGUGCUGGUUCAGAUGAGGGCUAACUUUGAUAAGCCAGAAGCUAUGGUCAACCUGCAGAAGAGACUGCCAGCUGGUGACAAUGUCCUGAAGAGGAUGACCAUCAUUGGAGUGAUCCUGUCCUUCAGGGCCAUGGCCCAGGACACACUGGAGGACAUAAUGAACCAGCAUUGUCCCUACCUGAUGGGCCCCAUUGAGAGCCUCAGGGACCUGGUCUCUCCUGAUACAGACAUCAAGGUGACCCUGUCGGUAUUUGAACUGGCGUCUGCAGCCGGUCUGAAGUGUGACAUUGACCCUGCUCUGGUGGCAGCCAUUGCUAACAUGCGUACAGACAACACGUCGAUCGAAGAGGAGUACAAGCUGACCUGUCUCCUGCUGGUCUACAUUGCAGUGUCAUUGCCCAUGUUGGCCCUGGACCCCAGCUCGUGCUACAGCAGAGAGUACGGCGGUCACAGCAACAACAUCCACUGUCUGGCUACAGCAGUCAACCAGCUGUCUGCAGCCAUGUUCACCGUCCAGAACAAGAACAUCGAGCAGCACCUCAAAGAGUUUCUCCUGGUGGCGUCCUCCACACUGCUCCAGCUGGGUCAGAAUGUUGAGAACAGGGUGGACAGCAAGAACAGAGACUCCAUUUACCUCCUUCUGCACAUGAUUGUGGAGGCGUCUCCGUUCCUGAGCCAGGACAUGUUGGAGAGCUGUUUUCCAUAUGUUCUGCUGAGGAACGCCUACAGGGAGGUCUACAAGGCCGUCAUCGUUACAUUGGGGUGAUACACACAGAGACAUUACAUCUGUCUAUGUAGAGGGUGACCCCGAAUUUCAAUCAAACCCUAAUCUCAACCCUAACCCUGAAACUAACCCUGACCUUAACCCAACAGAAUAUUUUCCCCAAUAUAGCUUUUUUUUUUUUUUACAAGAUACCAUACAGAUUUUGUUUGUAUUAGAAUUAUCUUUCCAUAUUAGUCAGGCGGUACUUACAUAGCAGUUCAACAGGUUAAAAGUUUAGGGUUAGCAGAUAAGCAAAUCUUUUUUUUAUGUCAAUUUACAUAAGCUGUAUUCGUCAUGAUAUAUUUCCUCUGCACCAGUGCUGCCUUGCUGUUUGGGUCUCAGCUGUGUACGUGUAAAAGCACUUUGGGAUAACUGAAAAAAUAACUAUAAGGGAUUAUAAAUAACAUUGAUGGAUUGAUGUUAUACGAUUCAUAGCUAACAAGAUCUGUAAACCUCCAGAACGUGUGUUUGGUUUUUUUAACGUUACGUGUUCGAACAAUAAAAAUGACUGACAUUA